GGUAUUCCAGGGCCAGAUCAUGACCCAAAAUGACAUCCUCCUCCUGGAAAAGAGGAAGCUUCUAGAGCAAGUCACAAAUCAAGAAGAACUGAUUUGCAGCAACAAGUCCACAAUCUCUGCAAUCCAGAGCAAGGCAGUUUUACUGGAUAAAGAAAACCAGCAGUUACAGGAAAACUGCCUCCGGCUCAUGCAGCAGAUAGGCCUCUUGGAGCGCAUCAUAAGGAGCAUCCAGAUUCGAAGAGCAGAGGAAGCAAUCAUCAGUGACAAUGCUGCAUUUGAAAUACUAAAAAAGAUACUACCUUUACAAAACUCCAGUUUCUCAGGAACAGGUCUGGUAUUGUCAGUUGAAAAUCUCCAGGAGACUGAGCUGUAUAAGUCGGAAGGAGCCACAGCACCCCCCCAAGUCCCCUGAACCUCUUUCAUGUUCACAGACUUCAGAACAUGGAUACAUAAAUGUGACUUCUCUAA
Messenger RNA from Psammomys obesus (fat sand rat), 468 nucleotides. RefSeq names its product coiled-coil domain-containing protein 30-like. Lineage: Eukaryota; Metazoa; Chordata; Mammalia; Rodentia; Muridae. The record is from RefSeq and is a predicted model, not a curated record. The transcript has 4 exons. The coding region runs from base 20 to 412 and encodes 130 amino acids.